UUUCAGGGUGUCAGGUCCAGCCGCGUUCUUUCAAGCACUGCUGGCAGAUGAACCUCGCACCACUCCAAAUCUCCCCCUCCCCGUUUUGUCGGCCGUAUUUACCUGCUUCAUCAAGCGAGCUCCCUGAAUUGCACUCCCUGUAGUACCGCGUUCGCCGCUCACGCGUAAUGAUGGAUAUCCGCUGCCUCACGAGUCGAGCAUUCAGCCAGCUAAGCGCCAGUGGUGGUUCGAGGAUUUCGAGAAGUCUUUUUUUCGAAAGCCUCUCGCCAUUUCUUCACCAACGAGCAUUCUUUACCUCAACAGUUGUUCAGUCGCACGUAAUACGAUUACGCCAUUUCUGCUACUAAAACACCAUAUUUCCCUAGAAGUAGCAGAGUGACGGUAAUUUGCUCAAGCGACGUCAGAAAGCUCGACUUUCCUACGACUUCUACUUGCAUGAAGCCCCUUCAAGCAACCCCCGCGCCAUAGCUCCUGCGACUGGUAAAUCAAGAUUCGCAUAUGUGAUGGCGUCUCCAUCCGUCGAAUCAACCCGGCCGUUUCAUCCGAACGAUCCCGAUAACCGACCUCUUUGCGCUGAAGCGGACUAUACAGAGGAGAGCGACGGGGACGCCCUGAUGGGGUAUCCUAUAAGCGAGGACAACGAUAGCGAGGAUAACAAUAACGAGGACGACGGUAACGAGGACAGCGGGCUCCUGGAGGCUGAGUGGGCGCGGCAACUCAUCGCGUCGCAGUGGAACAUUCGAGUCGGUGUCCGCCAGGCGAUGCUGGGACAGAGCUCCGCUGGGUAUGGCGCUACAGCCGAUUGCGCUACAGCCGAUUGUGCUACAGCCGAUUGGGCUACAGCCGAUUGGGCUACAGCCGAUUGCGAACUUGGCUUGACCACAUCGACCAAGGCAGCUUGUUCCACUGCUGGCAGGUGCCAUGGAAACUGCAAAAGUGACGUCUCGAAGCAGCCCGUAUCGUCUCCUGCAUCUGCAGCUGCUCUCGCUUCCCCCCGUCCUACAAGCACGCGUGCUGUAGUCGCACCGGGAGGCGGCACAUUCAAAAGCCAGUGUACCAAACAGCAGCAGCGGCAGCAGCAGCAGGAGGACCAGCAUCAGCAGCAUCACCCGCAGGAUCACCAGCAGCACCACCAGCAGCAGGAGCAUCACCAGCAGCUGCAGCACAACUGCCAGCAGCACCCUCAGCAGCACCAACAGCAUCAGCAUCACGAGCAGCCCCAGCAACAGCACCAGCAACAGCACCAGCAGCAGCAGCACCAGCAGCAGCACCAGCAACCGCACCAGCAGCAGCAGCACCCCCAGCAGCAGCAGCACCCCCAGCAGCACCAGCAGAAGCACCAGCAGCAGCACUGUCAGCAGCAGCACCCCCAGCGGCAGCAGCAGCAGCACCAGCAACAGCAGCAGCAGCAGCAGCAGCAGCAGCAGCAGCAGCAGCGCCAGCAGCAGCACCACCGGGUCGAGCGGAAAAGCAUCUCUCCUCCUCACUGGCGUCCGCAGAUCGCACGCGGCCGUUCCACCGAGCCACACACACGCACAGGGCAUUGCGUGCGCGGUAAUAGGUGCAGCGAAGACUGUGGGGGGAGUGGAGUGCAUAGUGGGGGGAGUGGCGCACACGGUGGAGUGCACAAUGGGGGAAAUAGCACGCACAAUCUGGCGAGCAUUGGAGCUGUAGCCCGCGCACGGUUAAGGCAGCUGACUGCCACACCAGCAGCAGGCAGAACGGCAGUAUCAAGUGCACCUGCUGCUUUCCCUACAUCAACAGCAGCCCCCACAGCAGCAGCAGCAGCAGCAGCAGCAGCAGCAGCAGCAGCAGAGGAGCGACCCUCGUCUCCCAUGCACUCUGCGUGGCAGGAGAUUGAGGAGCGGUUCAACGAAGAAGCCCAGCCACCAACUCAGCGGCCAACUCAGCAGCCAACUCAGAUUGGCGGCAGCACACGUCCCACUCCCAGCCCUGCCAUUCUCUCCCCAUCGCCACCACCCUACCCGCGCAUGCAUCGCCCAAUGCACCGCCGGUCGCAGUCCAGCCUCCCAGUCUCGUCUCUCAACGAGCGGCAUCUCACCCAGGCUGCGCUCUCAGUCACUCUCUCCCCUCCCCACGCUGACUGUGAGGGCAGCAGACAGUGUGUGCGGCACGCGCUGAGGCACGAAAGGAGCCCGCUCGCUAGUCCAGUGAACAGCCCCCGAGCAAGCCGGGUUACAAUGCCAUCAAGCUCACCGAUACCGAGUCCACGGUGUUCCAGUCGGCUGCCAUUUCAGCAGGCUAUCAGCCAGCAGGCUAUCAGCCAGCAGGCUAUCAGCCAGCAGGCUAUCAGCCAGGAGGCUAUCAGCCAGCAGGCUAUCAGCCAGCAGGCUGACCUCUACAAUGUCUCCCCUCCAUCCCCUGCCAGCUGGGCGGUUAACCCCCGGCGCGGUGUGGGCCGGGCUCGGUCUCUUGACAUCCCAACUCUCAUGCCGCAGUCGCAGUCACUUGACAACCCAUCGUUUGCACCGCAGUCAUCGGCUGAUCCGUGGAAAAGUCACGACCGGGGGGGGGCAGGCUGGAAUGACGUCACCUUGUCAGGCUGUCAUCAUGCCAUGCCGGUCCCUCAAAAGUCACCGCGCCCUCAGCAUGCCAUGCACGCUACUCCCGGCUUCAAGCAGCCUAGCAGCGAAGCUGUUGCGGCUCAUACUGCUGCGCCUGCUCCUGCUAAGAAGAGCAGCCUUUCGAGCAGCCAUGGUUACUACAACAGCAGUGCCAUAGCAAUGGUGGUAUCGCAGGGACAGGGCCACUAUGGGUCAUCCUCGCCUGCAGUAAGCUCACGGCGCAGGCGGUAGAUGCCGCAGACAAGCUACCCUCAGCUUGCUCUCAGUUACUGCGAGCGGCACGAAGAGGCAGUCUCAGCAUCGGCAGGAGUGGGUUUUGAGUCGACUAAAAAAGCACCGCAGUCCUACUACCCUCAGCUUGCUCUUUGCUACUGCGAGCGGCAGUCGAGAGCAGACUCAGGAGGCUCAGGAGGCUCAGGAGGCUCAGGAGGAUCAGGAGGCUCGCAUCUUUCAUUCCUGGGGAGGCAGAGCAGGAGUGUCGUGCCGAGAUCAAGCGCUUUUGAGCCGCUGGAACACAAGACCUGUCAUCAGGGCUCUAUGCAGGUGCGGAGGGUUUGGAGCAUCGAAGAGAGUAAGGGUGGAAGAGUUGGGCUGCUGAAACCGAUUUGCAGCAAAGCUGCUGACUCCGCUGGAGCAAAUUUCCCCCCUUCACAUUUUGGGAGAAGAUGCUUCUGACCCACACGGGCCCCAGCAGGUGCAGCAGCAAUGGAAGCAGCAGCUAAAACACCAAUGGCAACACAAGCAUGGGAUGCAUGGACAAGGUUGAAUAAAGGUAAACAAUGUUUUAUUGUAAACCAAUCUACGGUACAUCAUAGCUGCAACGUGUGGAAUUCAUAUUUGUCUGUAUUAUUUUUUCCAAUCCUGAUUGAAACAUACCGGUACUU
This is a messenger RNA of Closterium sp. NIES-67, 3469 nucleotides long. Lineage: Eukaryota; Viridiplantae; Streptophyta; Zygnematophyceae; Desmidiales; Closteriaceae. The record is from the annotation of a GenBank genome assembly.